CUGGACAGAACCAUUCUAAAACAUACUUACGACUGAAAGAGGACUACUGCGCAAGCUGACUUAACGUGAAAUUCUGCGACAUGUAUAUGAAUUAUUCGGAGGAGGAGAGGAACGGCCUCUACUCGGCUGGGUCCCAUCAAGAAAACAUUUGGUUUGCCACCUUCUACAUCAUAGUCUUCAUUCUUUCAGUGCCCUGUAAUGCCCUGGCUCUCUGGGUAUUUUGUCAAAGCAAGAGAGGCUCCUCAUCCAAGGUGUUCCUGCUGAACCUGGCUGUUGCUGAUAUUCUCUACGUGCUAGUUCUGCCCAUGCGAGCGGUCUACCAUGCUUCAGACAGCAACUGGCCACUCGGGGAGGUAUCUUGUCGCUUGGUGGGCUUCCUCUUCUUCCUAAACCUCUACUGCAGCAUGUACUUCAUGACUUGCAUCAGCCUGGACCGCCUUUUGGCCAUUGUCCUACCACUACGAUGCCAGAAUCUGAGGAAAACCGCAAAUGCUAAAGCAGCUUGCGUGAUCCCAUGGGUGCUAGUGACUGCUUCAAUGGCGCCUGUGCUUUUCACAUCCCAGACUGUGACAAUCCAAUCGCCAGUACGGAACUUGACUGUGUGCCCUCAGCUGUACCUUGAGAAAACUUCCCAUAAAGCUUUGGUGUCAACUGCGGUGGCCAUUGCCAUCCCUCUGGCCCUCCUGACAGUCUCCUACAUCCUCAUUUUGCACAAGCUCAGAACAAUGAUUUUUCAUGAGAGAACUCCUGUCCAGCAGAAAGCAGUGAGAAUGAUUGUGCUGACUAUGGUCAACUUCCUCAUUGCCUUCGUGCCCUACCACGUACACCGUUUCCUUUACAUCAAACGCCACACUCAAGGCCACAUAUCAGAUGUUGAAAUUCGAUCGCUGGCUUUCGGCAACCGCUUAACUUCUGCUCUCACCUGUGUCAGUGGUGUGUUGGAUCCAGUCAUGUACUUUUUCCUGGCAAGGAACUACCAGAACACUCUGCUUCGGCUGUGCGGAAGGAUGUCAGAUAAAGACAGGUCCACCACCUGAAUGCGGGACAUUGUCCUCUGUGAAGAACAAAGUGAAAUUGGGACAAAGCUACUCAUAAACUAGGUUUAUAUAGGGAAGGAUUUAUGGUCUACAAAUAAUGUUCCAUUGAUAAUGAGUUUUAAGCACUUUAUAGAAUAUUAUAGAAGCCGUUGUAAAAUAAGUAAUAGGCUAAGUUAAAGUCCUCACUAAAUGAACUGGACAAAUAGGGAUCAUUUUGUGCAAUGGGUGAUUUGGAAAAAAGCCUUGAUGGCAUCAGCUGUUUGAAUGUUCGUCAUGUUUCCUAAAGCAUUACCAGUCAUAUAACUAAAACAGUGAAUGGCAGUCACAUGUUUCCCUUUAUUGGGAAGACACACAGUUUUUCUUUUCCCCUUUCAACUAUGUGACUCAUUUAUGUCACCACCAGCCAGUUUCUCAUCAAACAGCCUAAAAAAGAGGGAACUGUAAUGAAUGUGUGUAUCUGCUGUUCUCCACUUUGGUAGCCUCACUGGUCACAAUAUGCUAUCAGUUACUCAUGGUAGUUUAGGAAUAAAUGUGUAAUAAGAAUAAUCGCAAGUUAUUGCAUGUCUUUAUGGAAGAGUAAGGGAUACAGUACAGUCUGGAAUAGAAUAGAAAACAAAGUUAAAAACAAAUCCAUACAAAAAACCUUUGUCAAAGUAACUUUGGUUAUUCUUUUAUAAUGAUGGACCAUACGAUGCACUGUUAACAUGUUUUUUUCUUCAAUUUUCUUACUCUCUCUUUCAUGUCAACAGAAGCAGACACACUGAAAACCAUAUAGUAGUGGUCUGAGAUUGCAAUAUCCAAAACUCCAUUUAUG
Messenger RNA from Colossoma macropomum (tambaqui), 1851 nucleotides. Its product is annotated as uracil nucleotide/cysteinyl leukotriene receptor. The transcript has 2 exons. The record is from RefSeq and is a predicted model, not a curated record. Gene Ontology annotation, cellular component: membrane. Lineage: Eukaryota; Metazoa; Chordata; Actinopteri; Characiformes; Serrasalmidae. The coding region runs from base 81 to 1037 and encodes 318 amino acids. Gene Ontology annotation, biological process: phospholipase C-activating G protein-coupled receptor signaling pathway; positive regulation of Rho protein signal transduction. Gene Ontology annotation, molecular function: G protein-coupled receptor activity.